GUAGGCGGCAAAGCACAAACUUGUCUUGGCUGUGACCAUCGACGUCCUCUACCACUACCACGGCCUCCCUCAAUGCCAUGACUGGAAAGAUCGCCCUGAGUAGUGUUUCUCUCAUCUUUGCCUGUGGAACAGCUCUGUUUUCUGAUGGUUAUGCCAACAAUGUCAUUGGUUCUGUUCUAAAACACAUAUACGGCACUGGUUCCGACGGCAUCACUACGAACUACAGCACCACACUCUCUAGUGUCGCCUUCGCAGGCACCGUGGUGGGUAUGUUUACCUUUGGCUACCUCUCCGACAAAGCUGGACGCAAAUUCGGUAUGAUGUCCGCAACUGGGAUCGUUGCAGUAUUUUCUGGUCUCUCAUCUGCUUCGUCUGGUGCUAACAAUAGCCUUGACGGUAUGCUUGCUAUGCUUAUUGCAUGUCGCUUCCUUCUUGGGAUUGGCAUUGGUGCUGAAUACCCUUGCGGUUCCGUGUCCGCAUCUGAACAGUCGGAGGAAGAGGGCAUUGCUAAGAAUUCGCAACACCAAUGGCUUGUGCUAGCCACGAACACCAUGAUUGAUUUUGGUUUUGUUAUUGGAGCAUUUGUACCAUUGGUACUUUACUGGAUAUUCGGAGACAACCACCUUCGAGCCAUCUGGUGCCUCUCGCUUGGGCUUGGUGUAGUUCCUGCUACUGGUGUCUUUUUUUGGCGGCUACACAUGGAGGAACCUAAUCGCUACAAGUGUGAUUCAAUGAAGCAUGUGCAUAUUCCAUACCGACUAGUCAUUAAAAGAUACUGGCAUGGCCUGCUUGGCAUCUCACUGGCAUGGGUUACCGGCGGCAAUUCAUCCCUCACCGUUGUCUUUGGUUGGUCUGUUGUGAUCAACCUGUUCUACAUUCCAGGCACCGUUAUAGGUGCCUUCUUCGUUGAUCUCAUGGGUCCAAAGGCCACCAUGAUCACUGGCCUUCUCACACAAGCGGUCAUUGGAUUUAUCAUGAGUGGUCUUUAUACCCAGCUGUCACAACAUGUUGCCGCUUUUGCUGUAGGUCCUGGAAACUGCGUUGGUGUAGUAGCUGCAAAAUCCGGGCCUACUGCUGUGCGUGGCCAGUAUUACGGUGUUGCAGCUGCCACUGGAAAAAUUGGCGCAUUUAUUGGAACUUGGGUGUUCCCUGUGAUGAUCAAAGAUUUUGGUGGCUCAAGUUCAGCUAAAGGGAACACUGGCCCCUUCUGGUUUGCCAGCGGUCUUGCCAUCCUAAGUGCAAUCAUUGUAUACUUUCUUGUGACGCCUUUGGACCACGAUGGUAUGAAGAAAGAAGAUGCCAAGUUCCGACAAUACCUCGCGGAGCACGGUUUCGACGUCUCACGUAUGGGUCUUCCCAAAACUGAAAUCACGGGUUCAGCGGUCAAGGACACUGACUCCGCGACCAAAGUUUAGUUGUGCUGCAAGUAGAUGGGCCUUUAUGUUUGUGUUUGUGUACCAUGAUAUUUCUUUGCUCACUUGUAUGAAUACCUUCUGAAUACUCAAGAUGCAUAGUCUUCAGAGAUCUAGACU
This is a messenger RNA of Suillus discolor, 1532 nucleotides long. Its product is annotated as major facilitator superfamily domain-containing protein. NCBI's taxonomy places the organism in Eukaryota, Fungi, Basidiomycota, Agaricomycetes, Boletales, Suillaceae. Gene Ontology annotation, molecular function: carboxylic acid transmembrane transporter activity. The record is from RefSeq and is a predicted model, not a curated record. The coding region runs from base 78 to 1415 and encodes 445 amino acids. Gene Ontology annotation, biological process: carboxylic acid transport; transmembrane transport. The transcript is spliced from 18 exons. Gene Ontology annotation, cellular component: plasma membrane.